AUGUCUGCUUUCGAAACCACACGUCCUUCCGGUUACAUGUCCGACACAGGCAGCGAAGGCCAAGCCUCGGGUGGCCGUAAGAUCUCGAGCAACAUCGGACCGGUUCCGUCUUCCGCCAACCUCAACCGUCCAGCUGGCAACAUCAUCAAGGGCCCUGUCGACGAAAAUGGCAAGCCGAAGGAUGCAGUGCUGCUGCUCGGAAUCAAGCUUGAUCUCGAGGCCGAGAUUCACCUGACAGCGCGGAUACGCGGAGACAUAACGAUUGGGCUUUACUGA
Molecule: messenger RNA, 276 nt
Organism: Ascochyta rabiei
Lineage: Eukaryota; Fungi; Ascomycota; Dothideomycetes; Pleosporales; Didymellaceae
Exons: 2
Coding region: 1-276 (91 amino acids)
Source: RefSeq, a predicted model, not a curated record